This is a messenger RNA of Aspergillus affinis, 5073 nucleotides long. RefSeq lists its product as uncharacterized. The record is from RefSeq and is a predicted model, not a curated record. Gene Ontology annotation, molecular function: nucleic acid binding; four-way junction helicase activity; 3'-5' DNA helicase activity. The transcript has a single exon. The coding region runs from base 1 to 5073 and encodes 1690 amino acids. Gene Ontology annotation, biological process: double-strand break repair via homologous recombination. NCBI's taxonomy places the organism in Eukaryota, Fungi, Ascomycota, Eurotiomycetes, Eurotiales, Aspergillaceae. Gene Ontology annotation, cellular component: chromosome; cytoplasm.
AUGGAGGCCGAGCUUUUUCAGGUACUCCCACAAUUAAAGGUUCUCAUCUGCCGUCACUGCGGCUAUGGCGUUCGAUUACCGGAGGCCGAGAAUCAUCUUAAAAAUCAGCAUGCACUGCCCCAUGCUGAUGUAGCCUCCAUUAUCCAGGCCAUCCGGCAAUGGCCCCAGAUCGAGCAGGAGAAUACCAACAUCCAGAUUCCUACCGUAUUAGACAUCCCGCUCCCCAUUCUCCCCUGCCAUCGCCGCGGACUACUCUGCCAGCGUGGGUCUGAUCCAUGCCGUUUCAUCGCCUCCACCAUGGAAUCUCUGCGGAAGCAUUGGCGCCAGGUUCAUCACUGGUCUCAACAGACCCGCCGCGGCCGAUUGCCCCCAUCCGAGCGUGCCCGCAGCGAGGCGGAACUACAACGAUCGUUUCGUACGGUCUCCUGGCAGCAGGUCUUCCCCAGCGGCCGUGGAUCUCACUAUAUCCACAUCCGGUUCCCAGACGGCCGCCAGUCUCCCCAGCCCGCUCCCGAUCAGGCGCAGCACGCGGUGGACGCCGUGAUCCGGGCGUGGGAGGCGGCAGAACGGGCGCAGGCGGGCGAGCCGAUCCAACCCGAUUCCAUCACCGACGCUAACCCGUGGCUGCGGUUCACGCAGUGGGCGGUCUUUCUCCGCGAUAUCCCGCCCGAGGACUUGUUGCGGAGUGUGGCAGCCCCCGACCCCGAGGAUCUGGCCCAGGGGCGAGAUUCUGCCCGUGGGCGACAUCCAGCGGCCCACCGGGACCGGGACGAUGCAGUGGAGACGGCCAUCCAAGCACUCUGGGGGACCGUCGACCAGCUCGCGCGGAAGAGUCAGCGGACGGUACAGCACUGCGGGUCGGCAAUCCGGAUGGAGGCGGUGCGGACGCAGCAGAAGGAGCUACCGUAUCGCCCGCUGCUGGCGUACAUGGACGAGGAGAGCAUCCAGCGGCACGUAUACCCGUGGCAGCAGUUGCUGACGUUCUUUGCGCGGACGCAGGCGCCCCACGACUGGGCGAGCCCCCCGUACGACUUCACCCCCCGGCAGCGGCAGAAGUGGCGUCGACUGUGGCAGGCGAUGCAGGCGGAGGACGCCGUGGUGGAGGCGGCGGCGGCGGACCACGACGAGGCGGAGGAUCCGGAGGAGCUGCGGCAGUGGGUAAUGACCACCCGAGAGCGGGCGUGCCUGGAGUUCUGCGUGGAGCUGCUGAACCAACGGCAGCGGGGUCACGAGUACGAGAGCGCGCUGGUGUGCGCGAUGGCGGUGCUGGGCCGCAGCGAGCACGGGUGGCGGUCCGCCGACAGCUACCCCCCCAUUCUGUCCAAGGUGAUCAAGAUCGCGCGGUUCUUCGUCGUGCAGAAGGCGCUGUGGCUGGACCCCGCGGCGCGGCAGAUUAUCGACCUGUGGCGGAGGCGGCAAACCGACGUCCCGUGGGCGUUGACCAGCGCCGAUGACGGGCUAGAGGAUCUGGACGAGGGAUACGUCAGUGCUUCUCCGUCCAGCGGCCCUGUACCGUCGUACGGUGCCAUGGGUUGGGCCCCCGGGACGCCGUCGUCAUAUCCGAAUUCUCGCUAUGCGCGCCCUCUGGCUCGAGAGCGCUCCAGGGAGCCCCCGUCGAGUGCGCCAUCCAGUGCCGGGUUCGGCACGCCCGUGUAUCCCGUCCGCAGCAGCCCCAUGUCGACGCUGGAGGGAGGGAGUGCGCGCACGUUCCCCGAGCAGGUGGAGCGGAUGGUCCAGCGGUUUAUGAUCCGGGGGACGCAGGGGCCGAUGCAGACACUGCUCGACUGGCGGACGUACGGGCUGAAGGUGCACUUCAACAGUACGGCGCCGGGGCACGUGGCGUGGCUCGGGGCGGACGAGAUCCUAUACAAGGACAUCCAGUUUACGAUGGGGGGCUUCCGGGGGUUCGUGCACGGGCUGACGGGGGCGACGCGGGAUCUGCUGCAGCAGCUGCUCUUCACGGAGACGCCGCCGGCGAUCCCAUGGCGGAAACUGUACGAUGACCCCACGGAGAGCACGCCCGGCUGGAGCUUUCUGCGGGACGCGCGCACGCCGUGGCCGGUGGUGGGGCGGCGGUGGCUGAUCGACCGGGUGCGGGCCGAUCCGCUGCUCCAGCGAGAGUUUAUCCGCACCGACCACUUCCACCCCCCCAAGGUGCGGGCGUAUUUCCAGCGGGUUGCGCGGUUUAAGGAGCAGCUGGCGGUGCUCGUACAUAUGGUGGCGGGUCAGCCGGGGCGGAUCCCGGAGUUGCUCAGUCUGCAGCAUGUGAACACGGACCGGAACCGCCGCCGCAGUAUAUACAUCGAGGACGGGAUGGUCACACUGGUCAGCGCAUACCACAAGGGCUUCUACGCCAGCAACGACACCAAGGUCAUCCAUCGCUAUCUCCCGCGGGAGGUCGGGGAGCUACUGGUGUACUACCUGUGGCUCGUGCUACCAUUUGUGCAGCAGCUGAUCGUGGCCAGCCAUCCCCCCCGCAGCACGCUACCCGACGGCCACAGUCCCGGGGUUUCGACCGGGGCCGACCUCGAUAACUUGGCCCCGGUCGAAACCACCGCCGUUUGGCCCACGGGCGAAAGCGAUGAUCCGCCCGUGGGCCACAAGGCCCGCGAUUGGUCAUAUCUCUGGAGCGUCGAUCCGGGAAGCGGCCGAGCGUGGUCAUCCGAUCGAUUCCGUCGGAUUCUGCAACGGGAGACGGAGGCGCGACUGAGCCGGAAAGGCGUCACGAUUCUCGCAUAUCGGGAUAUCGCGGUGGGGAUCAGCCGGCGGUUUCUGCGGCCCAGCAGUCAGUUCGCGCACAACCAGCAGGAGGAGCGGGCGACGGAGCUCACCGGGAUCGACGCGGACGACGAGGAUCGCAUGGACCCCGAGCAGUGGGUGGGCCACAUCGCGGAUCUGCAGGCGGCGCACUCGUCCCAUCUCGCCGGACUGAUGUACGGGCGGCAGGUGACGGAGGCGGCGGGCACGACGGCGCACCGGCAGGCGAUGUUCCGGCUCAGCAGCGAGGACUGGCACCGCUUCCUCGGCUUCCCGUCGGCGCAGGCGGCGGUGGACCUGCCCAGCGCACUCGGCAAGCGCAAACGCGCGCCGUGGGAGGAGGCGGCGGGCGAGCAUCGGGUGUGGCGGCAGCACCGCCUGAGCCAGGCGGACGUGACGCAGGCGGCGCGGCAGAUGACCGGGCAGGCGGGUCUGCAGCUGCGGGGGGUGCAGGGGCCGGCGCUGCGGGCGAUCCAGGACGGCGCGAGUCCGGCGGUAGCGGUGAUGCCGACGGGGGGCGGGAAGAGCAUGCUGUUUAUGCUGCCGGCGUGGCUGGAGCCGGGGGGCACGACGAUCGUGGUGGUGCCGCUGCUGUCGCUGCGGCAGGAUCUGCAGCGCCGGUGCCAGCGGCUCGGGAUCGCGUGCGUGGCGUGGGAGAGCCGCUGCCCGCCGGACGACGCGUCGAUCGUGCUAGUAACGCCCGAGUCGACCGAGCACCCCGACUUCCACUCGUUCGUCAACCGGCUGCGGGUGCAGCAGCGGCUGGACCGAGUGGUCGUAGACGAGUGCCAUAUCGUGCUGAACGACCAGGCGGACUUCCGGCCGGCGAUGCGGCGGCUGGGCCAUCUGACGGCCGCGCGCACGCAGAUGGUAUAUCUGACGGCCACGUUGCCCCCCAGCGAGGAGCCGCGGUUCUUUGAGCGGAUCGGGCACGCGCGAGAGACGGCGCGCAUGUUCCGCGGACGAACCAGUCGGGCCAACAUCCGGUACGGGGUCUGGCGGCCGGCACUGCCCGCGGGCGUGAGCCCCGGACCGCAGGCGUGGCUGGAGACGGCGGCAGUGCAGGACUUUGUGCAGCGGCAGAUCCGGCAGGCGCGGCCGGGGAAGGUAAUACUCUACGCGAACGUAGUGAGCCAGGUUACGGCGAUGGCGCGGCUGCUGGACUGCCCGGCGUACUACAGCGGGCAGCCGGAUCGGGCCGGGGUGCUGCAGCAGUUCAUCGACGGGGCCGCGCCGGUACUGGUGGCGACGAGUGCGCUCGGGAUGGGGGUUGAUAUUCCCGACAUCCGCUGCAUCAUCCACCUCGGCGCGCCGCGGACGCUACUCGACUACGCGCAGGAAAGCGGGCGCGCGGGGCGGGACGGGCAGGCCAGCACGGCCAUUAUCAUCCAGCCGCUCGGAUGGGAUACGCCGGCGAGGUGGAUGGGCGAGAUGGCCCCGGGCGAGUCCGAGCGGGUGCAGGGGUAUUUAGAGGCACGAUGUCGUCGGCAGGCGCUGGACCGGUAUCUCGACGGGCCGGUGGACGGGGACCUGCGGCAGGACUGCCAUAAUCCGGCGGGGGACACGCCGUGUGAUCAGUGCCAGCCGGUUGCCAUCAUAGAGCGUGGGAGUCGGCCGGCAGAAUCCAUUUCGCCCCGAUCCAACACGCCGAGUUCGUCCCGUUCCCGUUCGCGUAGCGAGUCAUUUAUCUCCCAGGCGCCAUAUUCCAUGCAUCCGGACCCCAGUCCCCAUCGUGGCGUCUCCCCCGCGCGGCCGUUUUCGCCCGUGGGCGACACUGGCGGGUCCCGGGCCCGGCACUGGCCGCAGGCGGAUUUUCAGGCGCAGCAGCAGAUGCGGCAGGAACGGUUAACGGAGGAGCAGGUAGCGGAAACGGCGCUGCAGUGGCAGGACCACUGUUAUAUCUGUACGCUGCAGGGCCGGGACGGGGCCAGCCACGAUCUGUACGGGUGCCGCGCGGCCGACAGCCAAACGGCCAAACGGUGGAUGGUCCAGGUCCGGCGGCAGAUCCAGUACGCCCGAUAUAGCGCGUGUUUCCAGUGCGGGAUGCCCCAGGCCGUGUGCCCGGGGUGGGAGAACCGCUCGCAGUGUGCGUACCGCGGGAUUUUGAUCCCCAUGGUAGCGAGCAUGGUAUUUGGACCCCAGGCACCGGUAAUCCAGGGCUUGUGGCAGCAACGACUGCAGCAGGCCGGGGUAGAUUACCAGGAUGAAGGCGCCAUCAUUACAUUUUUAGGGCAGACGGGACGGCCCCGGCACAGCCAGUUAUUUGAUAUAUAUUGCUGGCUGCGGGAGAUAUAUCGGGAGAUCGAGGAUCGGUAG